GACCUUGAAAAUCCAGAUGAGCAAAUUAGAUCAUGCUUCCACGACCGACUGGAAGGUUCCUGAUGCAGGUCACGACUGGAAGGUUCCUGAUACAGGUCACGACUGGAAGGUUCCUGAUGCAGGUCACGACUGGAAGGUUCCUGAUGCAGGUCACGACUGGAAGGUUCCUGAUGCAGGUCACGACUGGAAGGUUCCUGAUGCAGGUCACGACUGGAAGGUUCCUGAUGCAGGUCACGACUGGAAGGUUCCUGAUGCAGGUCACGACUGGAAGGUUCCUGAUGCAGGUCACGACUGGAAGGUUCCUGAUGCAGGUCACGACUGGAAGGUUCCUGAUGCAGGUCACGACUGGAAGGUUCCUGAUGCAGGUCAUGACUGGAAGGUUCCUGAUGCAGGUCACGACUGGAAGGUUCCUGAUGCAGGUCACGACUGGAAGGUUCCUGAUGCAGGUCUUCCUACUUCAGUCCCCCGGGGUUGAUCACUAUGGGCAGAGCUUCUGCUAAGUCAGCUUUCAGACAGGAACCAGCAAACAUGAGCGGGGCCAACACUAUCUUCACACCUUUGAUUAUUUCUGAAGGUCAAAGACUUAGGAG
Mus musculus (house mouse) is the source of this 590-nucleotide messenger RNA. Its product is annotated as predicted gene, 40587. The transcript is spliced from 2 exons. The record is from RefSeq and is a predicted model, not a curated record. Bases 17 to 475 code for a protein of 152 amino acids. NCBI's taxonomy places the organism in Eukaryota, Metazoa, Chordata, Mammalia, Rodentia, Muridae.